Molecule: messenger RNA, 374 nt
Organism: Acaulospora morrowiae
Lineage: Eukaryota; Fungi; Glomeromycota; Glomeromycetes; Diversisporales; Acaulosporaceae
Source: the annotation of a GenBank genome assembly
AUAUUUUUGUGCCACAAUGUUUGUAUUUUACGGGUCCGGUGGAUAAGGUCAGCGCCUUCUUCAUAGAUAUUUAUGGCAUAAAGUUAACAAAAUUUAUUGAGAAAUUGCGGAUAUUGAGCGAGGACACUAACAGUAAAUUCGAUGAAGACAAGCAUGGUCAUCGCAAUAAAAUUGAAUCUGAAUCGCAGAACUCCUCUUCCGCAUUUGACGAUAGCGGUUUGGAAUACACAUCAAGCGACACUGAUGAAUCAUACUCCGAUGAAUCAAUUUCUAAUGAAAUUGAGGAUAAUUAUGAUUUGGAUUACAAUUUAAGUAAGAAGGAUCCUCAUGAUGCUAUCCCGGAAACCACGAAGUUGAAAUUGAGCACAGGAUAA